AUGCGGCUGGUUUCCGCAUUGGCGGUCCUGGCCGCCGCCUUGCCCUUUCAUGUCGAGUGCUCACGCCUGACUCCCCCCGUGCUGCCUCUGAUCGUGCGCAACCCUUAUCUCAGCACCUGGCUGGGUAACGCAAGAGAUGUACCGUGGGAGAAAUGGCCUAUGUUUUGGACCGGUCAAGAAAUUGGCUUCUCAAUCCUCGCCAGUGUCCCAGAGAAAAGGACCGCAUACCCGCUGCUGGGAAGACCCCACGACUCGCUCCGGAAGGACGAUGACAACUAUACUAUCUCCUCGCCAAUCUACCGCGGUGCCGUCUAUGAUGCCUCGACUACGAAUCUGUCCUACACCCUACCGCUUCCUACGCUCUACCCCGAAUCUAGCCAAAUUGACAUCACUAUCUCUUUUUUGUCUCCUAUAACUCCCACGUCGACUGUCAGACAAUCUAUCCCUGCGAGCUAUGUCACUGUUUACGUUUCGGGCAAUGUGCCCGUGGAUAUCUAUAUUGACCUCAACGGCCAAUGGGUCAGCGGUGACCGGGGAAGCAAGAUAGUCUGGGGUCUUGAUCAUACAGCUUUGGAGGGUAUGUCUCACGGUUUCAAGACCUGGAAGGUCCAGAGGGCAGUGGAACAACUCUUCACCGAAUUUCAAGAUCGUGCUGAAUGGGGUACACUUUACUUCUCUGCACCUUCUGACGUGCGACAUGAGGCCGGUGUUUCGGCUCGGCUGAGGCAACAAUUUGCCCGGCACGGGAAUUUGCAAGACAAGAUCGACCACGAAUUCCGGUCUAUCAUGGACCAGGAACCUGUCUUCGCAUUCUCCAAGUCUUUUGACCUCAACAGCACCCAAUCCACUGACCAGAGCAUCACAUUUACGAUUGCCCACGUUCAGGAUCCCGUUGUCCAGUUUGCCGCGGCGCGGGGGCUUACUUACAUGCGUCCCUUAUGGGAAUCCUACUUCCCAACUGUCCAAGAAUUGCUCACCUUCCACUACCUCGAUUUUGACCAUGCCAGCCUGUUGGCGGCCAACUACUCGGCGCAGUUGGCCAUUGACGCAUUCCAAUCCGGUGCCGAGGACUACGUCGACAUCGUUGCUCUUUCGGCUCGUCAGGUCCUGGGAGCCACCAGCUUCUCAGGCACGCCAGAUGAUCCGAUCCUCUUCUUGAAGGAAAUCUCUUCCAACGGAAACUUCCAAACCAUUGACGUUAUAUUCCCCGCCUUUCCGUUCUUUCUGUACACGAAUGCACGAUGGCUGGGAUAUCUGCUUGAACCGCUAAUUGAGCACAUGCUGAGUGGACAAUAUCCAAAUAAAUAUGCAAUGCAUGACCUUGGUUUUCAUUUCCCAAAUGCCACAGGCCACCCACUCGGACAAGAUGAGUACAUGCCAGUAGAGGAGUGUGGAAAUAUACUCAUCAUGGGACUGGCAUUGGCGAAUGCCUUGAAGAAUGAUGCGGGCUGGACUGCUUCCGCCCCGUGGCAGCCGAUGAGUGGUGUCCCCAGCCCGACCCCCUCGUCGGAUAGCCUUGCUCCUUUGUCGGUAGGUAAGGAAGGCGGCAUUCUCUACAUUGACGACGCUUGGGUGGGUCGACCUGAGAGUGUGAAGAGCGCCCAAAGGUGGGUGCGCAGGAGCUAUCGGCUGUGGAAACAGUGGACAAGUUAUCUGGUUGAGUUUUCCCUGCUACCUCACAAUCAGCUAUCAACCGACGACUUUGCUGGCUGGCUGGCCUUGCAAACAAACCUGGCUCUAAAGGGCAUCAUUGGCAUCAAAGCCAUGGCUGGCCUCGCAGAGCUCACGGAUAAUUACGAAGAUGCCAAAGUGUUUAACAAUAUCUCUAAAGUCUAUAUUGAAAAGUGGGAAGAAUAUGGUAUUUCUCGAGAUAAAACCCAUGCUAAGGUCGCCUACAAUUGGUAUGGCUCGUGGACUACCACGUACAAUCUGUACGCGGACAGUUUGCUCUGUUUCCACUUGGGUUCGGACAAUUCGUCGACGACAAAGACCUCAAUUGCUGGGCGUUAUGAAUAUCAGAAACCCCUCAAACACCACAUUCCUGGGGACAAAGAUGGAUUCGUGCCGAAACACAUAUAUCAGAUGCAGAGCGAUUGGUACUAUGCCGUACGUCAGAAAUACGGUUUGCCUCUUGACUCGCGACAUCUAUACACGAAGACGGACUGGGAAUUUUUUGCCAUGGCCGUCGCCGCCCCGAAAGUCCGCGCCAAUAUCUUGCAAUCUGUCGCGCAAUGGGUGAACGAAACAGUGACAGAUCGACCAUUUACCGACCUACACAUGACAGAAGGGAGAGGAGAAUUUCCCGGUCCAAACUUUUUCGCGAGGCCCGUUGUUGGAGGACAUUUUGCAUUUUUGACACUGGGACAAGCGUGUAACGGUCGAGCUAUGGAGGGUCUGAGGUACCUCAAUGACGAUGUCACGAAAAAGAUGGAUGUCCAAAGCAUAUUGGAUGCAGAAAGAGCUGAGGCUGAAUGGCACUCAAUGGAGCUGUAA
This is a messenger RNA of Cladophialophora psammophila CBS 110553, 2493 nucleotides long. RefSeq lists its product as uncharacterized. The record is from RefSeq and is a predicted model, not a curated record. Bases 1 to 2493 code for a protein of 830 amino acids. The transcript has 2 exons. Lineage: Eukaryota; Fungi; Ascomycota; Eurotiomycetes; Chaetothyriales; Herpotrichiellaceae.